CUCGCUUGUCAGAGUCUCACUGUCCUUGAGGUCGCAGUUGCAGAGACAGACGCGAACAGAGACGAAGAGAGGCAUUUCGUCCCUCAAAGACAUUUGCUCCUUGACCAAAAAUGAAAGGUGGUACCGACUUUGCUCUGCCUCAGUGGUUUUCUUCUGACCCGCGAUGUCUCGCCUGCUGUUGCUCUGUCCUUCCCUCCUCCGCCACCAUGUUGUCCUCUUCUUAAAGCCUGGCGGUCGCCUCACCCACUCAGGACAGCCACGCCACCGAGCUCUGUCGCCCGCGGAAUCGGUUGUUGGAAUUGCCGUGUUUUUUACGACCUUUUACACCCCUGCUGCAUAUGUGCUAACCAAUCUGAACCAGUUCAAAAGACAGUAGAUGCAAGAUGACGUUGAGCAUCACUGCAAGUCCAAAAUGCUUUCAUUAAAAGCAAUGGCUCCUUUACAUGAGAAAAAUUGCUUUGUUGAACCUAUUGUGAAUAUUCAUAACUGUAUGUCUUUGCAUUCUGCACUUUUUUUUCCAGCUGUGCAUUAUAUGAAUGGCAAAAAUAAUUUGCCUAAGUGUUAAGUAAAAUGGAAACACUUG
This is a messenger RNA of Microtus oregoni (creeping vole), 583 nucleotides long. Its product is annotated as cytochrome c oxidase subunit 8C, mitochondrial. NCBI's taxonomy places the organism in Eukaryota, Metazoa, Chordata, Mammalia, Rodentia, Cricetidae. Gene Ontology annotation, biological process: mitochondrial electron transport, cytochrome c to oxygen. Gene Ontology annotation, cellular component: mitochondrion. The transcript has 3 exons. The coding region runs from base 164 to 376 and encodes 70 amino acids. The record is from RefSeq and is a predicted model, not a curated record.